AUGCUACCAAUCAACUUUGUAGUCUAUGACAACAUCAAUAUGAUGUUGCACGUUGCAGAGCAAGCUGUAGGCAGGAAUGAUUCACAGGAAAAUGAAACAUGUGCCACUGUUUGGCCUCUUUGGAAUGCCUCAGAAGAUGAUAUGAAACUUACUGACUUUGAAAAAUUGUUCAAUAACGCAAGACAAUUAUCAUUCAAAGAUGUCAUCCUCAACCAAUCAGAAAGGACACAUUUCCGACGGUGUCUAAUCCAUUGUGUCCUUCACAUAAUUGUGCUUCACGGUGGUGAGCACUUCCAUCAGUUUCGCCGACAACUUGAAGACUCACAGCCAAUGACCUAUAAUAAAAUUGAGGUGCACAAAACAUCGCUUCACCCUUUUCCAGCGAUGAACAUUGAUGAAUCCACUAUUGUUGGCAAUGGUGAGGUCGUUGAGGCAAUCAUGUCCGAACUAAGGAUUGAGCCUAAGGAUCCCAUUCACAAUAGCAAAGUCAAGAUCUUUGCAGGCGACCAAUUAUCUAUUGCACGCUUAUGGACACUUGCAAACAUUCGAGCUGGUCAAGAAGGAGGCUUUGCAAGUUUUGGUUGGGGCGGUAAGCCAAAUUCUGGCACAAGAAAUCCCGAAUCUCUAUGGUUCCAUAACACUCGUGUCCACUACCAUCCCAUAACACUCACCUCUUUGGAUUUGGUAUUUGUGUCUUUAUAUGCAUGUGUUCUACAUUGCCUACUCCUGGUCAGUUCAGUAACCUCACUCGAAGAUUGUUCCAAGGCCAUUACAUCAUGGGAGACGCUCAAGGUUCAUGCAGGAACAAUUGUGGACAAGUAUACUGAUAAUGAGCUGGUUGCAGUUUUGCGAGAGCAACAAGAACAUGCCCAGGGCAACAACAUACGAGCAGGUGAUAUGGUAUUUGAAAAUGCUGUGCUUUUCUUUAACUGGCUGGUGAAUCCAACAGGGAAACAGAAUAGCUUCGUUGAAGUGGACCUGAUGCAAGAGCAUAUGGACUAUUGGAUAAAGAACUUUUACCGAGCCCAUGGCAGCUCUGCAUCAUGGGAGUGGUUAGAAAUGGUGGCACCAUGUGUUAAUAUCCUUCAGCAUCUGUCACAAACAAUGAGUUCACUCCUUGGAACAAAACAAGGACUAACACAUGAGCCGUUGGACUUAACUAGAGACAUCCCAGUACUCAUGUCAAGUCUCAUGGACCAUGAAGUAUAUUCCAUCAAACAUGGACGACAGCUUGAUGAGGGUGAUUUACCAGUGCCGGAUGUCAUAACCAUUGGUCUUCAGCAACUCACAGACGCAACAAACAACCCAAUUGAGGAGUACAAUAAAGUCAUUAAAAGACUUCAGGCUCGUCGGCAAUUACAGCCAGUCAUAGGACCUGGAAGCGCACAGCCUAUGUCUGCACAAGUUGCGGAUACUGAAGCAACAACGACACCAGUUAUGAAUGACUUACCAGGAGAAUCCAGUACAGUGGUUACCGAGGGAAUUGCAGGAGAUGAGGACACAGAUAUGGAGGAAGAGGAGGAAGAGGAGGAAGAGGGAGAUUUUGAGCACUCAGCCAGGGAAGAUGAGAGAGAAGAGACACUCACACUUGAAGGGCCAGAGGAUAUUUUGCUUGAUAUGGAUACAGAGGAUAUGGGUGGUGUCAACAUGUAUGAGGAAAGCGAAGAAGAAAAUGAGACAGAUAUUGAUAAUGACACAGAUACCAGUUCCAGUGAUUGUGAAAUGUAA
Molecule: messenger RNA, 1728 nt
Organism: Serpula lacrymans var. lacrymans S7.9
Lineage: Eukaryota; Fungi; Basidiomycota; Agaricomycetes; Boletales; Serpulaceae
Exons: 7
Coding region: 1-1728 (575 amino acids)
Source: RefSeq, a predicted model, not a curated record